Carassius auratus (goldfish) is the source of this 2068-nucleotide messenger RNA. Its product is annotated as vascular endothelial growth factor C-like. The transcript has 6 exons. The annotation marks the transcript as partial. Gene Ontology annotation, cellular component: membrane. Gene Ontology annotation, molecular function: vascular endothelial growth factor receptor 3 binding; chemoattractant activity; growth factor activity. The record is from RefSeq and is a predicted model, not a curated record. Gene Ontology annotation, biological process: positive regulation of angiogenesis; response to hypoxia; sprouting angiogenesis. NCBI's taxonomy places the organism in Eukaryota, Metazoa, Chordata, Actinopteri, Cypriniformes, Cyprinidae.
CAUGCUUUUCCCCAGUUUUAUUCUGUUUCUCUGUCUUAUCAGGAGCAUUCAGAGCCAGACUUUGUGGAGCAGUUGCGUUCAGCAGGUAGCGUGGACGAGCUUAUGAGAAUCGUUUAUCCCAGCUACUGGAGCAUGCUGAAGUGUCGUUCCAAGAUGGGAUUGCACUUACCUCAGAGAGAUCACAGCUCCACAGAAACAAGGUCGGAGGAGGCCUCCUAUGCGGCUGCUUUCAUCAAUCUUGAAAUUUUUACAAGUAUUCAGACAGAGUGGAGAAACACCCUGUGCAUGCCACGCCAAGUUUGUUUAGAUGUUGGGAAAGAGUUUGGGGCAGCUACAAACACCUUCUAUAAACCACCCUGCGUGUCUGUCUACAGAUGUGGGGGCUGCUGCAACAGUGAGGAGCAAGUGUGCAAGAACAUGAGCACUUCAUAUAUCAGCAAGACGUUGUUCGAAAUCACAGUUCCUAUGAAGUAUGGGGCCAAGCCAGUCACCAUAAGCUUCGCCAACCACACUUCCUGCAGCUGUUUGUCGAAACAGGAUUUGUAUCGACAGCAGCACUCAAUAAUUCGAAGAGCCUUACCAGAAUGUCAUGUGGCAAAUAAAACAUGCCCAGAGAAUCACAGCUGGAGCAAUCGCUUAUGCAGAUGUGUGCUACUGCCCGACACCCUUUUUUCAAAACCACAUUCUGAAUUUGAUGAAGACUUCUGCGGGCCCAACAAAGAGCUGGACGAGGAGACUUGUCAGUGCGUUUGCCGAAAAGAGCUGCGAACAGCAGGCUGUGGACCGCACCACUACCUGGACAAGAACACCUGUCAGUGUGUGUGUAAAGCAAAGCCCUCUUCCUGCAGGCCUCAACAGAGCUUCAACAAGGACACCUGUCAGUGCACCUGCGCCAAGGUGUGUCCCAGUAGUCAGCCUCUCAACCGCACCAAGUGUGUGUGUGAAUGCACAGAGUCCCCUAACAAGUGCUUCUUAAAAGGAAGGCGGUUCCACCCGGCCACGUGCAGUUGUGUCAGGCCGCCGUGUAACAUGGACCCUAAGAAAAGAGGAUGUAACGAUGAUGAGUAUUUCAGUGAAGAACUGUGUCGCUGUAUACCUAAAUACUGGGGGAGACUGAACUAAACACAACUAAGCGCAGGUGGCGCUGAAUGCUAACGGACACGCUGGCAUUUAGAGCAGUGCUGUGUUUGGCUGCUGCUUAUCUGACUCACAUGUGCUAGUCAUGUCGACUAGCGUCGAGUAACGGGAGGCAAGAAAUGUCCACAUUCAACCCCACAUAUCAAACAUGGGGUGAGCUAUCAAGGACCGAGAGAGAUUUCUAAAGGCUGGAGCCAUGUUUUGCCAUUGUUUUAAUUGAAUCGUCUAUUCGUAUUUGUCAGAUAAUGAUUAUAUAAUUUAUUGCCAUGAAAUGUUUUGAAACUCCCUGGUUCAUAGCAUUCAUUUCGAAAAAAAAAUACACUGUGAGCAAUAUUUUUGUAUCAUGUUAAGUCCCGUAAAAUAAAGUAUAAAGUUGUAUGAUAUAUUGUUAACUUAUUUAUAAGCUGGACUAUCUUAUUAAAAUAAUACUGCACAUGAUUCAAAUGUAUUCAGUUUUGACUACCAAAUGUAUGCACCAGAUUAAAUUCUAUCAAAAUGACAGUGCAAGCUGGCAAAGACAUGUUUUUUCAAUGCUGGAAGCAUUGCUUGUUGACAAUCCAAGAACUUUGCGCAAGUUACCCAACAAUAUCGAAGACUUUGAACAAGGAAAUACAACACAUUAAUCUGGAUAUGGACGAUUAAAAAACUGGUGCUACAUGUAUGCAGUUCGAUAAAAGUUACAUCAGUGACAAUGUACACCUGGAUUAAUGGAUUCCACUUAUGUCUCAUCCAACCUGCCUCUUUAAAUGCAGUAUAAGGUGGAGAAAGUGGUGUAUGAAUGACCUCGGUUGGAGAUCAGUGGUCUUUAAGGCCUUUGACCUCAGUGGAUGCAUACACAGGAGCAAUGUGAUUGGCCCAACUCCACCUGGUAUCCGCCCACUGUUUCAGCUUGACACUGUAAAUAUAAUAAAUCACCUCUGCUUCCAUCCUA